AUGUCAGACGCAGAAUUCCGCUUUGACUUUGCCCUAGAGACAGUGGCGUCCAGCUGGCAACAAGAGGAUCCAAACGAACCGGGUGAAGAGGACGAACUGAAUGUCUGUGAGUCGAGCGAAACGGUAACUGGUGGCGGUCAUUCGUUUUUCGAGACCCAGACUCGCGGAAACGCAUAUUUCACUGUCACCGAUCCUGUCAAAGUCAAGCAGGAAUGGAUCAAUAGGAGGCGAGCUGUGAAAUCGGACAUCCAACGGGAGGUGAAAAUGUUAGUGUGGAAGAAAAUGCACAAGGAAAAAUAA
Messenger RNA from Echinostoma caproni, 300 nucleotides. NCBI's taxonomy places the organism in Eukaryota, Metazoa, Platyhelminthes, Trematoda, Plagiorchiida, Echinostomatidae. The record is from the annotation of a GenBank genome assembly.